AUAUACAGGGUUUUAACAGCCUAGACCGUCUCUAGUUUAUAUUUCCUUUGACUAAAUCUAGGAGAUUCUUCUGCCAAUGGAAUAUGGCCUGGAGUAUGAAAUCAUAAGUAGACUUCUGUGGAUUUUUUGUGGCAGUGCAUGUCAGGGAAUGAAUAAAUAGAUACCCUCAUGUACUGAUCUUGAAGUCUUUUGGGCUAUGCUUUUUUUUUCUUCAAAAGGUCUCUCUUGGGCUGAAAGACUCCACUGUAUUGUUGACCAGGUGUCUUUCUUGUUGACAAGUGAGGAUUGAUAAUUGUUUGGGUUCCUGGAUACACAGAAUCACAGAGCCAGACAGGAGGAGGAGUUGAGCCCCACCACUUUGGUUAAUACCCACAUGCUCUAAUCUACUGGGUGUCCAGAGUUGAGAAGACUAGAAGUUUGCAGAGAUGGGUUUAUCAACAAAUGGGCAAUCCUCGUGUGUUCCACCAGGGUUCAGGUUUCAUCCCACAGAUGAAGAACUUUUAUACUAUUAUCUGAAGAAAAAGGUGUCCUAUGAGAUCAUUGACCUGGAUGUUAUCAGAGAUGUUGAUCUUAACAAGCUUGAACCUUGGGACCUGCAUGAGAGGUGCAAAAUUGGUUCUGCUCCACAAAACGAGUGGUACUUUUUCAGUCAUAAAGACAAGAAGUACCCAACGGGCACCCGUACAAACAGAGCAACAACUGCAGGGUUUUGGAAGGCAACUGGGCGAGAUAAGGCCAUUUAUAUGAACUUCAAGCGGAUUGGAAUGAGAAAGACCCUAGUCUUCUACACUGGGAGAGCACCUCAUGGCCAGAAAACAGAAUGGAUUAUGCAUGAAUAUCGCCUCGAAGACAAUGAGAAUACCCAAAUAAACGAGGAUGGCUGGGUAGUUUGCAGAGUUUUCAAGAAAAGAAUGCAUUUCAAGGACAAAGCCGAGUUUCAACGUCCAACUGCAGUCGAUAAUGAACAAAACAUUCUCUCCUCUCGGCUGGAUUUCCCUUCUGAAGAUCAUAACCAUGAUCAGCAGCUUAACACAAUGCCCAAGCAAUCUCAAACCCAAUACAAUUUCCAUCGAGAUCAUCAUGUAUUCAUGCAGAUGCCACAACUACAAAGCUCAGAAGGCUCAACAUACAGUGCUUCUCCAUGGGUUAUCAGACAGUUUGUUCCAGAAAGACUUCUAGACAAUAGCUCUAGACAACCAAUUCAAAUGAGAGAGCUCCAAGCAGUAGAAUCAGAGAUAAAGUUAACAGGUGUUAAUGGAUUCAGAGAAGAACGUUCAAAUGAUUGGACUGUGUUGGAUGGUCUUCUUAAUCAACAAACUGAGCAAGGGAAGCAUGACGUGAGAAUAUAUAAUGGUGCUCCCCAAGCUUUGGAGGGAUCUUCCCACACUUCAAAUACUAAUAAUGAUUACUCAGGCAGUGAAAUUGACUACUGGAACUAUGCAAGGUGAAUUUGAUUAUUUGUAGGCUAUGAAAUCUUUAUUGAGAUCAUUUAUAUGAUUAUGUAUAUAGUAUUGUUCUAUCAAUUAUUCAUUAUCAAUAUUAAGCAACUCUUGCAUCUU
Messenger RNA from Cryptomeria japonica (Japanese cedar), 1559 nucleotides. RefSeq names its product NAC domain-containing protein 76. The record is from RefSeq and is a predicted model, not a curated record. Gene Ontology annotation, molecular function: DNA binding. The transcript is spliced from 4 exons. The coding region runs from base 426 to 1448 and encodes 340 amino acids. NCBI's taxonomy places the organism in Eukaryota, Viridiplantae, Streptophyta, Pinopsida, Cupressales, Cupressaceae. Gene Ontology annotation, biological process: regulation of DNA-templated transcription.